CUAUAUAUAGGUGGGUUAGUGUAAAGAUGGGUUAUGACGGAUGAUGCGUUGGUGGAUUAACAUGAGUUGGUUGGUAUUCAACCCUUACCAAAUCCACGCAUUUGUCACUACUUCGGGUAGAAUUGGUACAUGCGCGGGUAUUGAUGUUUAGGUGGAGGUAUUUGAAAUUUUGAAUGGUUACAAGUCUGCAGUGGAGUGCAACUUAAUUCCAUCAAGUGCUUUUUCGUUCACAAACUGAAGGCGGUAAUUUUUUAGCGAAGUUAGCUCAAUUGGGUUGGUAAUGGCUAAUAGCAAAUACGAGUACGUGAAGUCCUUCGAAGCCGAAGACAAGUUGUUGCCAAACACUUGGAUUGUUAUUAAAAUCGGUGGCCAUGAUUUUACCAGAUUUUCUGAAGUCCAUGAAUUUAUGAAGCCAAAUGAUGAGCAAGCUUUGAAUCUGAUGAACUCUUGUGCCAUGGCUAUGUUAGAGGAAUAUCCAGAUAUGGUACUUGCGUAUGGUUUUAGAGAUGAGUACAGCUUUAUUUUGAAGGAGGCGUCUGAGUUCUACCAAAGGCGUGCCAGUAAAUUAGUGUCCGUCUCUGUGUCAUUCUUCUCUGCUGUUUAUGUUAUGAAAUGGAAAGAAUUCUUCCCUGAGAAAGCAUUAAAGUACCCACCUUCUUUUGAUGGACAGGUUUUUUGCUGUCCAUCAGUUAAGAUACUUAAAGAUUAUCUGAUGUGGAGGCAAGCAGAUUGUCAUACUGGUAAUCAGUACAACACUUGUUUGUGGAUGCUGGUUAAAUCAGGACAGACCAAACAGGCAGCGCAAAAUAUUCUAGAGGGUACUCAAAAACAGGAGAAAAAUGAACUACUUUUCCAACAGUUUGGUAUCAACUACGACAAACUACCAAUUAUGUUCCGCAAAGGAUCCUGUGUUUUAAGGCACAAGGUGGAAGAAAUUAUCAAGUACAAUAGAAGUGGAGAUCCUGUUAAAAGAUUACGGAAGAAGGUGAUGGUGGGCCAUUUCAAUCUAGAUUCACCAAACUUUUGGACUAAGCAUCCAAGUCUUUUGGAUGAAUUGGGAGUACCUGAAUCUCAUAGAGAAACUUUGAGCAAAGUUUGGUCAACCAAAUGCGAGAAUGUGAAAUCUUUUGAAGUGAAAAAUAGUUUGAUGCCGUCCACAUGGGUUGUGGUUAGAAUUGAUGGCCGCCAUUUUCACAGAUUUUCUGAGGCCCAUGAAUUUGAGAAACCAAAUGAUGAGAAAGCUUUGAAUUUGAUGAACUCAUGUGCAGCAGCAGUCCUAGAAGAGUUUCCUGAUGUUGUCUUCUCUUAUGGGGUCAGUGAUGAAUACAGCUUUGUUUUCAAGGAUGGAUCUCAGUUCUGUGAAAGAUAUUCCAGCCAAAUAGUUUCCCGUGUUGUAUCAUUCUUCUCUUCUAUGUAUGUAAUGAAAUGGAAAGAGUUCUUCCUGCAAAAGGAAUUGAAGUAUGCACCUUCUUUUGAUGGACGGGCUAUAUGCUACCCAUCAGCUGAGAUCCUUCAAGAUUAUCUGGCAUGGAGACAAGUAGAUUGUCAUAUCAACAAUCAGUACAAUACUUGUUUCUGGAUGCUGGUUAAGUCAGGAAAGGCCAAAAGUGAAGCUCAGCAUAUUUUAAAGGGUACUCAAACACAAGAGAAAGAGGAUCUGCUUCUGCAACAGUUUGGCAUCGUCUACAAUACACUGCCAGUGAUGUUCCGUAAAGGAUCAUGUGUCUUCAGCGACAAGGUGGAAGAGAGCAUGGAGGAAAAUGGUGGACAUCCUGUUGAAGGAUAUUUGGAGAAAGUGAUUGUGGAACAUUGUGAUAUAAUUGGGUCAAGCUUUUGGGAUUUGCAUCCAAGCAUCCUUAGCUGUAACCUUUCGAAGCAUCCAAGCAUCUUUUGAGUACAAUUCUCUACAAGUUGGUAUCAACUACAACAUGCCACCAGCAAUGUUUUCUAAAGGAGCAAUUCUGAAGAAAAGGCAGGAGAGCGCAGAAAUGUGAAUGAGGUUGAAAAUCAUACUGAGAUACUCUGAAGUUUGUGUAAUACAGGUAAAAUCGAGGCUUUUGGAAUAUGCAGCCGAGCAUCCUUGGUUGCCUUUUUCACAAGUGAGCAGGCAAUUGUGUGAAAGUUUCUGUACAAAUUUUGUAACUAUCGUACGCUUGAACUUUUCUUUUAUCCUAGUUUAUCUAUAAAAUUAUGUGGUUAAUAAUUUCUUCUAUAAAUGUUGGUCAUUGAAUGUUCAUUUGUCAACUCGAUGAUUUGUAUCAAUUCACAAUGUAUGCGAGCUUUGGGUUUAUUUUCAAGUA
Nelumbo nucifera (sacred lotus) is the source of this 2300-nucleotide messenger RNA. Its product is annotated as tRNA(His) guanylyltransferase 2-like. Gene Ontology annotation, biological process: tRNA modification. NCBI's taxonomy places the organism in Eukaryota, Viridiplantae, Streptophyta, Magnoliopsida, Proteales, Nelumbonaceae. Gene Ontology annotation, molecular function: magnesium ion binding; tRNA guanylyltransferase activity. The record is from RefSeq and is a predicted model, not a curated record.